Molecule: messenger RNA, 228 nt
Organism: Suillus plorans
Lineage: Eukaryota; Fungi; Basidiomycota; Agaricomycetes; Boletales; Suillaceae
Exons: 2
Source: RefSeq, a predicted model, not a curated record
CCGCACAUGUUAGCUUUGUUGGUGGCUCUUGCCUCCAUCUUACUACACUCUCUCCAGAAAUUCAGGUGCGCUGACCUAAUUCAAGUUCUAUUGGAGUUUCGAUACUCGGUGGUGCUCUUCAAAUUUUCUCGGUCGUGCAGAUAUUUGUGCUGGGACCACGCCUCAUUCUUAGCGUUCGAGAAUACCAUGCCAAACUCGUGGCAUACUCCGACGCAGAAACUAGCAUGA